AUGCCGAUUGACUGCAAAGUAACUUUGAUUCUGUUUGCGCCGGAGCCAAUGUACGGCAUUGUACAUAUCAGAAUCGCUCUCGCGCAGGGCCCAAUGCUUAACUUUGAUUCUGAUUGCGCCGGAGCCAAUGUACGGCAUUGUACAUAUCAGAAUCGCUCUCGCGCAGGGACCCAAUGCUUAACUUUGAUUCUGAUUGCGCCGGAGCCAAUGUACGGCGUUGUACAUAUCAGAAUCGCUCCCGCGCAGGGAUCCAAUGCUCGGCUGUUUAGUGUUUACCAUGGUCACUUUUUUGUUGCAAAUCAUACAACGAGAAGGAAUGCCGAUUGGCUGCAAAGUAACUUUGAUUCUGGUUGCGCCGGAGCCAAUGAAAUUCAAAUAACUGGCAAGAAACGUUAUAUCGAAGAAGCUAAGAAAAGGCUUAGAGCGCUGGAAAAUAUUGCGCUUCGCCGUCGUAGACAUCUUGGAAUGUCGCUCUUACAUUAUCCUGACAAGACGGUCCGGUUUAAUGCUAGUUUCGUUCCACUUACUAAGCACGACUAUUUCAAAAACGUUGUUAGGAGAAAAAAAGCCUUUAUCUUAGGAGCAGCCUCCAAAAUGGAAACAUCUACUCAAUCAUCGGCAUCUAAUUUUCAGUCAUCAGCAUCUCUUCGUCAAUCAUCGGUAUCUAAUUUUCAGUCAUCGGCAUCUCUUCGUCAAUCAUCGACAUCUAGUCUUCAGUCAUCAGCAUUUCGUCAUCUCCUCAAUCGUCGUCCACGUAUUGAAGCGGGGAUCCGUCUAACAGACGAGGAAAAGUUGGCUCGGAAACAGGACAAGAAACAACAGCUAGCUAAAAUGAGAAAAAUGAGAGCUCUUGGCAUAACUAAUGAUGGAAAUGGUGCUGUAUUCGGUAGUUCCAGACGACUGCCCGAUGACAACACUUUCGACGACCAAGAUCACAGCUGA
Molecule: messenger RNA, 942 nt
Organism: Paraglomus occultum
Lineage: Eukaryota; Fungi; Glomeromycota; Glomeromycetes; Paraglomerales; Paraglomeraceae
Source: the annotation of a GenBank genome assembly